AUGCAGCCGUCUCACUUUUCACCAAAUGCGUCCUCGUACCUUGGCCCACCGGAGGAUCCCCCUCUUUCACAGAUUGGCUUCAUCAUUCUCUCCAUCAUUAUGGCUCUUUUCACUGGGCCGGCCAUCGUACUCAACGCUACAGUGAUUAUUGUGUCUCUGAUGCACAAGCAGCUGAGGCAGCCGCUCAACUACGCUCUGGUGAACAUGGCUGUGGCUGACCUGGGCACAGCCAUGACUGGAGGGGUGCUGUCUGUGGUCAACAAUGCCCAGGGGUACUUCUCCCUGGGCAGAACAGGCUGUGUGAUGGAGGGCUUCGCAGUGUCCUUGUUUGGAAUCACAUCUCUGUGCACAGUCGCUCUGAUCGCGGUGGAGAGGAUGUUCGUUGUGUGUAAGCCUCUGGGUCAGAUGUCGUUCCAAAAGAAGCACGCGAUGGGAGGUAUUGCCUUGUCCUGGCUGUGGUCGCUCACCUGGAACCUACCCCCACUGUUUGGCUGGGGCCGGUACGAGCUGGAGGGUGUCGGGACAUCCUGCGCACCGGACUGGCACAACCAAGACCCUCACAACGUCUCUUACAUCCUGGCUUAUUUCGCAGUGUGUUUCGCGGUUCCUUGUGCCAUCAUUGUGAUAUCCUACGCAAAACUGCUGUGGACGUUACACCAGGUAUCUAAGAUGGCCUGUCUGGAGGGCGGUGCAGUCGCCAAAGCAGAGAUGAAGGUGGCGCUCAUGGUGAUUCUGAUGGUCCUGACGUUUCUGAUCAGCUGGUUGCCUUAUGCCGGCCUGGCCAUGCUGGUGGUCUACAACCCUGCCGUUGAGAUCCACCCGCUGGUGGGCACUGUGCCCGUCUACCUGGCCAAGAGCAGCACUGUGUACAAUCCCAUUAUCUACAUCUUCCUCAACAAACAGUUCCGUAAGUACGCUGUGCCCUUCCUGCUGUGUGGGAAAGAGCCCUGGGAUGAGGAUGACGAGUCGGAGGCAGUAACAACUGUGGAGACUGCGAUGAACAAAGUGUCUCCCAGCUGAAGAGCCAACACAUCUUCAAACUGGAAACAUUUGUGUCUGAUCGUGUUUAAUUCACUUGAAACACACCUGUUCCAAGGA
Platichthys flesus (European flounder) is the source of this 1098-nucleotide messenger RNA. RefSeq names its product parapinopsin-like. NCBI's taxonomy places the organism in Eukaryota, Metazoa, Chordata, Actinopteri, Pleuronectiformes, Pleuronectidae. The record is from RefSeq and is a predicted model, not a curated record. Gene Ontology annotation, molecular function: G protein-coupled receptor activity. The coding region runs from base 1 to 1020 and encodes 339 amino acids. The transcript has 4 exons. Gene Ontology annotation, biological process: visual perception; G protein-coupled receptor signaling pathway. Gene Ontology annotation, cellular component: membrane; photoreceptor outer segment.